GGCCACAGUGAGUACAUGCCCUAAAUAGACACAUGCUAUGUCAUAGGUGGAGCUCUAUGAUGAGAGAUAGAACCGUAUUAUUAAAUUUCUGUCGUCCAACCAAAUGACCCUGAGGCUGACACUCGCAUUCAUACUGUAGCUAAUCCAUAAGUCCAAUUCUGUGUUUAUUUUUAUAUACAUUGUUACCAGAAAAAGAUGAGGACUAAUGAACUAAUAGGAUUAGGAGCAAAAUGAGCAUUUUAUAACGUGGGCUGUGUAAGCCAAAGAGAGGGAGGAGAGUUUGCACUAUAAAGGCGGAUAAGACGAUCUGGGAAACACACUAGCAAACGUGCAACAAUCAAGAACAAAGCAGAGGACACCCUCAGGAACUUGGACACAGAAAGCAUCAACUGACUUUCCAUAGCCAUGGCAAAGGUUUAUAAGAAGACUAGUGGCAAUGGUUCGCUUUGCCUUUAUUUGGGGAGAAGAGACUUUGUGGACCAUGUGGAAAAGGUUGAUUCAAUUGAUGGGGUGCUCAAGAUUGAUCCUUCAGAUCUUAAUGGAAGGAAAGUGUGGGUACAGCUUGCAUGUGCCUUCCGCUAUGGAAGAGAGGAUCUGGAUGUGAUUGGAGUUUCCUUCAGGAAAGACAUCUGGAUGAAGCGCAUUCAGAUGUAUCCCUUUGAGGGAACCAAGCCCCCAAAUACACCAAUGCAGGAAGCACUUUUGAAGAAAGCUGGAGAUCAAGGACAUCCUUUCACUUUUGAUAUUCCAGUACGUCUUCCAUGCUCAGUGUCCCUUCAGCCAGCAACAGAGGAUGCUGGGAAGCCUUGCGGGGUUGACUAUGAAAUCAAAGCCUAUAUUGCACAUGAAGCAGGCGACAUAGAUGAGAAAGUUGAAAAGAAGGACACUUGCCGUUUGAUCAUCCGCAAAAUCCAGUAUGCACCAAAUGAGCUAGCAGCCGGACCCAAAACCGAUAUCAACAAACAGUUCAUCACGGCAGACAAACCAAUUCACAUGGAAGCCUCCAUGGAGAAGGAGCUGUACUAUCACGGCGAUCCUAUUCCUAUCAAAGUCAAAGUGAACAAUGAAACCAGUAAAGUAGUGAAGAAAAUCAAAAUCAGUAUUGACCAAAUUACAGAUGUACUGCUUUACUCAGCGGAUAAAUACAACAAAUGUGUCCUGAGUGAAGAAUUUGGGGACCAAAUUAAUGCAAACUCCACCUUUGAGAAGGAAUACAGAGUCACUCCUCUGCUGGCCAAUAACAAAGAGAAACGUGGUCUUGCACUGGAUGGCAAACUGAAAGAUGAAGAUACCAACUUGGCUUCUUCAACAAUUCUGCAACCUGACAUGGAUAAGCAAAUACAAGGCAUCAUUGUCUCCUACAAAAUUAAGGUUACUCUUGUAAUGGGAGGAGGUCUCUUGGGAAGCCUCACAUUAAGUGAUAUUACAGCUGAACUCCCUCUGGUUCUAAUGUCACCCAAACCAGCAGGACUGACAUCAACCUCGAAUAGAUUCUACAGCCAGUGACGGUGAGGAACUAGUCAGGAGGAGAGACACUCAGGAAUAGAUGCAGAUACCAAACAACUUAAUUUCAUGAGCCAUAGACCAUAAUUGUUUCAAAUACCUGUGUAAAAGGAAUUCGCUUUAUAAUGUUGAAUGUGGGCUAAAGGCCUUGUAUACUAAGAUAAACUCAAUGACAAUGAAAUCAAGCAUUGGUCUGAUGCUUUUAAAUUGUCAUGUUUAUUUUCUCUGCCUUUAUCAUGGGAACUCAGUGUAAUAGUGUUUUAGUUUCUUUUUGUAAGUGAUUAGUGUUAUAAAGUAUCAGAGAGUAACAUGUACUUUAAUUAUAUUAUUAUAAUUGUAUAUUUUAAUUUAUUUUUGUUGUUGUUUGUUUUGUUUUUCUGGCUGUGGUGAUGAUGGAAAUUAAUAAACGUUGGACUGUUAUUUGGACCACU
Megalobrama amblycephala (Wuchang bream) is the source of this 1934-nucleotide messenger RNA. RefSeq names its product arrestin 3b, retinal (X-arrestin) (gene arr3b). Gene Ontology annotation, biological process: signal transduction; visual perception; G protein-coupled receptor internalization. Lineage: Eukaryota; Metazoa; Chordata; Actinopteri; Cypriniformes; Xenocyprididae. Gene Ontology annotation, molecular function: G protein-coupled receptor binding. The coding region runs from base 406 to 1506 and encodes 366 amino acids. The record is from RefSeq and is a predicted model, not a curated record. The transcript has 15 exons.